Molecule: messenger RNA, 565 nt
Organism: Psylliodes chrysocephalus
Lineage: Eukaryota; Metazoa; Arthropoda; Insecta; Coleoptera; Chrysomelidae
Source: the annotation of a GenBank genome assembly
CGCCUUUUCAUGAAUGACAAUUGACGUAUUUGACAGAUACUCAAAAAUCUAUUUUUUUAGGUUAUAAUUAUUAAAAAUCAAAUAAUUAAUUAAUAGCGUAUAUUUAUAAAAACAAGACUAAAUACAGGAUCCUAUAGGAUCUAGUCUAAAAAAAGAAUGCGUUCGUUUAGUAAGGCUGGUCUACCUUUCCCACCACCUUCAAAAGUUAUCAGAUUCGUAAGGGAAGGUUGUACGAAUAGGCCUUUUUAUCACAUUGUUGUUGCCGAGGCAAGAAGCGAUCAACAUGAUCCAGCUAUAGAACAACUUGGAACGCACGAUCCUAUUCCAAAUGAAUACAAUGAAAAACUGACCUCGUUAAAUUUCGAAAGAAUUAGGUAUUGGUUAACGCAAGGAGCUAGUGCAUCUAGGCCAGUACAAGAAUUAUUAGGACUUGCUGGUUUUUUUCCAAUCCACCCUAGAAGUUAUAUGACUGCAUGGAGAAAUAGACAAAAAGCAACAGAAGCUGCUGCUGAAUCUGCAGCCAAUGUUGCUAAAGAUGCUAAUGUAAAAAGUUGAAUGAAGUAAU